AUGUAUCCACACGGUGUGUCCCGGUUGAACAACAGACCCGGGUCAGCACAAGCGGGUAACUACUCUCAACCAUACUCUCACACAUACAACUCGCAGAACACCGCUCACCAAGGCACCAGCCAACCAGCAGCUCCCUCGAUGCAACUACCGCAGCCGACGAUGAUGGCGCUGAGCUCAAUCUUGACGUUGGGUCCAUACAAACACAGGAAAGAUCUUUCGAGGCACCUGGUGCUUCUGAACUAUACGGUGAUUGGGUACAUCGCCGCAGGAACAUACGGAAAAGUGUAUAAGGCGAAGCUGAAGGGAGGAACCGCAACCAAUGGCAGCACCGAGGAUGUGAAUGAGAUGGCCAGGCAAGUGGCCAGCGAAAAUCGACAAACAGAAGACGACGACCAGAAGCUUUUUGCUAUCAAGAAGUUCAAGUCAGAUAACCAUCUGAGCAUGGCCCAUGCGUUGGGAGCCAACCACGAAGGUGGAGCGUACACGGGGAUCUCGCAGUCGGCAAUUCGAGAGAUGUCGUUGUGUCGAGAGCUAAAUCAUAAGAAUAUCACAAAACUCAUGGAGAUCAUGCUUGAGGGCAAGUCCAUCUACAUGGUGUUCGAGUUUUUCGAGCACGACUUGCUCCAGAUCAUCCACUAUCAUCUGCAUCCGGACGUGAAGCCCAUUCCUGAACAGACAGUAAAAUCGCUCAUAUGGCAGGUGUUGAACGGAGUGACGUUUUUGCACAAAAAUUGGGUAUUUCACCGAGACUUGAAACCUGCCAACAUCAUGGUCUCUAGUGAUGGCGUGGUGAAAAUUGGUGACUUGGGGCUUGCUCGUAAGUUCAACAAUCCUCUACAGAGUUUAUAUACGGGUGACAAAGUGGUGGUGACUAUCUGGUAUAGAGCUCCAGAGCUUCUCUUGGGCACCCGUCACUACACGCCUGCAAUCGAUCUUUGGGCUGUGGGUUGUAUAUUGGCGGAGUUGCUAUCUCUCCGACCUAUUUUUAAGGGUGAGGAGGCGAAGUUCGACAUGAACAACAAAAAGCUGAUCCCGUUUCAAAAGAAUCAGCUUCAGAAAAUCUUUGAAAUUCUUGGUACCCCAACCGUGGAGCAGUGGCCCAGUCUCCCCAAAUAUCCAGACUAUUACGCAUUUCAACAGCAUUUCGGGCUGAAAGGCACGUUAUAUCAGCCCAAUCUUGGUAACUGGUACAAAAUGAUAGGCGGCAAGAGCAAAGGGUGCCUAGCUUUGCUUCGUGAUUUGCUCCAUUACGAUCCCGUUACUAGAAUAUCCGCUGAUGAUGCCCUUCUACAUCCAUACUUCCUUGAGGCUCCAGCUGUCAAGGAGAACGCCUUCGAGGGCUUGAACGUGAAAUACCCAAAGAGAAGAAUCUUCACUGACGAUAUCGACAUUACAGCUCAGCACCCCAACUUCAGUAACAAGAGACACUAUGACGAUGGCUCGUCCAGAAAGAGACAGAGAAACUAA
Messenger RNA from Candidozyma auris, 1467 nucleotides. RefSeq names its product cyclin-dependent serine/threonine protein kinase SSN3 (gene SSN3). Lineage: Eukaryota; Fungi; Ascomycota; Pichiomycetes; Serinales; Metschnikowiaceae. The record is from RefSeq and is a predicted model, not a curated record. Gene Ontology annotation, cellular component: nucleus; mediator complex. Bases 1 to 1467 code for a protein of 488 amino acids. Gene Ontology annotation, biological process: protein phosphorylation. Gene Ontology annotation, molecular function: cyclin-dependent protein serine/threonine kinase activity; ATP binding; RNA polymerase II CTD heptapeptide repeat kinase activity. The transcript has a single exon.